AUGGAGGCUGAUGAAUACUUCUCCACAUAUGAUGCCCUCAAAGAUCAGCGGAAAAAUGAGCACGCGGCCCGAAAACAAUUGCCGCUGAAAACCAGCGAGAAUUGCGGAAUCAACAAAAUCGUGUGGUCGCAAUUCGACUUUAUGACUGGUCCCGAACUCAAGUUCGUCUGGGACGUCACACCGUCGACGUCGAUCUCGCCGGUGAACUUGUGUGAAGAUGGAUCGAUUGCGGAUGCUGAAAGUUUAAUCGAUUCCAGCGGAUCCAAUCAAUCAGUCUCGUUUGAGGAGAUUGAUGAUCCUUUAAAGACCGAGCUCACUAUCUUUGAAGAGCUGGAAGAUAGCAGAUAUAAUUAUUCGGAAAUGGAUGGCGAUUAUAAGACAAGAAAGUAUCUUGAUGAUUAUAUGACGGAGAGUACGGUGACAUGUGGGACAUCGAGCACUAAAACCUUAACAAUGGACGAUUCGAGGAUAAUUGAAAGCCCUGGAAGUAGUGGAAGGUCAUUACGCGAUGAGGGCAUUGAACACUUCUGCGGGGAGCGCUUUCGACCAGUUCCAUGUGAUGAUAAGCUCUCGCCGUGUGGAACUUUUCAUGAAUCCAUGUCGCCGAAUGAAGUUGGAGUUCUUGGGAAACUUCUUGCCAAUAAGUAUCCAUCGGAGGAGGACCGAGAGCUAGCGGAAUUGCUUAGAGAAAAAAUGUCAUCAGCAAAAAGUGAAACUCGAGAAUGUGUCGCUCAUUUAUCUGAACAUUAUGAGCUUGAUCGAAUUUCGCCGAUAUUGAAUCCUGAAGACGAAUCCAGAAGAUCGUGUAUGGAUUCUGGAGUCGGACUCUCGACCCAUAGCAAUUUAUCAGCGUUGUGUCGAACUCCGCCGAAUGGCGAAGAACGAGUCAAUGAUUCGUUUUCAUCGACUACCAAAUGGUCCCAAUCACAUACAAGGUAUUUCCCGGUCACAUCGUCAACACCGCCGCCGCGUGAUAUCUUCGAGCUUUUCGAUGAUGAAGUCGAUUUCAACGAGACCUAUGUUGCCGAUGAGAAUUUUGUGGCGAAAUGCGUUCUAGCAGAGCUCAUUUGCAAUGUGCCGCAUUCUCGAUGUCCGCUACAACACAAGCUGAUCGUUUCGCCGUCGAGGCAUCUACUCGUGGCGGCGUUCAUAUUCUCGGCGCAGAGCAAACGCGGAAGUGUUGUGACGCACGCGAUUUCGUUUCUCAUGAAUGAUGAGAAGCAAGAAUGGUAUUUGGAUCGGCAAAGUUGGUUUGAGAAGAUGGUCGGUGAAUCGGUGCCCAAGAUGAAGGCUUCGUUGUUCUCAGAAGACGCCGAUGAUGUUCUCGUCCGUGUAACAUCGGAGCUCACAAGACUCAUGGCUUUGUUAUCAGCGCUAGAAAGAUACUCUCUGUUUAGUCUGGAUAGAACUCUAAUGAUCAAAAACACCCUAUUAGCUGAGAAAGGAGUCAAUCUUGCGGGUAAUCGAUUCCUGGAGAAGGCGAUAUCAGGAUGCCUUCAAAGUCAAGGAUAUACUAUCAUUGUUGGAUCGGAUCAUCAAUUUGUUGCGAAGCUUCUCAACACUCUCGCGUUCUUUAUUCCGGAGAAUCUCCGAUGGUGCUGCUUGAGACCUUAUCGGCACAAGUAUAGCCCGUAUUUUCGAAUUCAAGCCGUCCGAAGGGCUGAACUUCCGACGGUAAUCAACAGCGGAGGUUCGUGUCCAUGGCCGGUUUGCAUUAUCGACACUGACAAAACUGCGGUUUGCAUGUCGGCCAGUUAUCAAAGGCACAGAAUAUUGAGGGCACGCAACGAUUCGAGAGGUGUUCGCCUGAUUCUGGAACAUUCUGGCGUAAUGUCAUCUUCAAAAUUGUCAAGUCAAUCCCAAUUAGAAUUAUCGACGUGUCGAACGAUAGAAGCGGUCAGCACGUUUCUAAAACGAAUCGAUUUGCUUCCGAUGGAUGAAGGAAUUCGAUCAGGAUUCUGCUCGCAGCUGAUGCUAUAUAUCGAUAAUAUGGCUGAUGCAUUCAUAUCGUACGUGAGAGAUUCGAGCCGACCGAAGAUUGAUGAGAAGGAAUGCGGCACGAGAUCGCGACAAUUCAAUUUAAGCGAAUGCCGAAAGGCGCUAGAUUUGAGUAGCGACGCGAUGUUCAACGCGAUUCUUGCGCGCGCUGAACUCCACCAACCCGAUAUUGCUGAAUUCAUCUACAUGUGA
Messenger RNA from Caenorhabditis bovis, 2190 nucleotides. Lineage: Eukaryota; Metazoa; Nematoda; Chromadorea; Rhabditida; Rhabditidae. The record is from the annotation of a GenBank genome assembly.